AUGGCGGAAGGAGGUGAGCGAGAGGAGCUGCUCUCGCUGCAGCCUGUCUCCCCAGCCAAGCGGCUGUGCUCAUGGCCCAGCCCGCAGGCUCACCACCCUCGCGGGUCGCCUGGGGCGGCCAGCGGAGGGGUGGGGGGAGUCGGCAGCAGCUGCCUGCCUCCCGGGGCCCGCCCCCACUGGCAGCCGGAGUCCUUGCUGGACUGCGCCGCCAAGACAGUGGCGGAAAGGUGGGCGUACGAGCGGGUGGAGGAGCGCUUCGAGCGGAUCCCGGAGCCCGUGCAGCGCCGCAUCGUCUACUGGUCCUUCCCGCGGAAUGAGCGGGAGAUCUGCAUGUACUCCAGCUUCCAGUACCGGGCCGGCCCCGGCGCCGGCGCGGCUGGAGGCGCCGCGGGGGCUUCACUGGCCGAGGAGGGGCCGCCGCCACCCCCUGGGGCCGCUGCUCCGGCCGGCUCCGCCCCCGGGGCCGCCGCGGCGGGGGCAUACCCCGGGCUGGGCUCAGGGGAUGGCGCAGCCAGCUGCGGUGGAGAGGGACUGCCGUUCCGCCGGGGCAUCCGUCUGCUGGACAGCGGCUCCGUGGAGAACGUGCUGCAAGUCGGCUUCCAUCUGAGUGGCACAGUAACUGAGCCGGCCACUGCUUCUGAACCUACAGUGACUUACAAAGUUGCCAUCAGUUUUGAUCGAUGCAAAAUCACUUCAGUGACAUGUGGCUGUGGGAACAAGGACAUAUUCUACUGCGCUCAUGUGGUAGCACUUUCACUGUACAGGAUCCGUAAACCAGACCUAGUCAAAUUGCGUCUUCCUAUCUCAGAAACCCUUUUCCAGAUGAACAGGGACCAGCUACAAAAGUUUAUCCAAUAUUUAAUCACAGCACACCACACUGAAGUUCUUCCUACUGCACAGAAACUGGCAGAUGAGAUUCUGUCCUCCAACUCAGAAAUCAACCAAGUGAAUGGUGCCCCUGACCCCACAGCUGGGGCUAGCAUUGAUGAUGAGAACUGUUGGCAUUUGGAUGAAGAACAGGUGAAAGAACAAGUGAAGCUCUUUCUCUCCCAGGGGGGUUACUAUGGCUCUGCAAAGCAACUCAACUCAAUGUUUGCCAAGGUUCGAGAGAUGCUGCGGAUGAGAGAUUCCAAUGGAGCCAGGAUGCUGACACUUAUAACUGAGCAGUUUGUGGCCGACCCACGACUUACACUCUGGAGGCAGCAAGGAACAAGCAUGACAGACAAGUGCAGACAGCUCUGGGAUGAACUAGGGGCUUUAUGGGUGUGCAUAAUUUUAAAUCCACACUGCAAACUGGAGGAAAAAUCCUGUUGGCUGCAGCAACUGCAAAAAUGGAGUGACCUGGAUAUCUGUCCCCUAGAGGAUGGGAACUAUGGGUAUGAGCUGCCCAACAUCACCAAUGCACUUCCCCAGAAUGCCAAUCACAGCCCAGAUUCCUUAUCCAGACCAAGACGAACAGUGUUCACCAGAGCCAUUGAGGGCCGUGAAUUACAUUGGCAGGACAGCCACCUACAGCAAAUAAUCAGAAGUGAUUUAUAUAUAGCUCCUGCCUGCCAGCGAGAAAAUGAGAGACUGCUCUUUAAUGCCCAAGGCCAGCCACUGUGGCUUGAGCACGUACCCACAGCCUGUGCUCGGGUUGAUGCCCUGCGUUCCCACGGCUAUCCAAAAGAGGCCCUCAGGCUCACGGUGGCCGUUAUUAAUACUCUGAGGUUGCAGCAGCAGCGGCAGCUGGAAAUCUACAAGCAUCAGAAGAAAGAACUGUUGCAGAGAGGAACCACAACCAUCACAAACCUGGAGGGCUGGGUAGGCCACCCCCUGGAUCCCAUUGGCUGCCUAUUUCUCACUUUGACUGAAGCCUGCCGCCUGAACAAUGAUGGCUAUCUGGAAGUGUCAGAUAUGAAUGAAAGCAGACCCCCCGUGUACCAGCAUGUACCUGUGGCUGCAGGCUUCCCAAACAGCAGUGAGUCCUACCUGUCUUUGGCCCUAGAAGUUGCUCUGAUGGGCAUGGGUCAACAGAGGGUGAUGCCUGAAGGCCUCUAUGCACAGGACAAGGUGUGCCGUAAUGAGGAGCAGCUCCUGAGCCAACUCCAGGAGCUUCAGCUGGAUGAUGAGCUAGUACAAACACUGAAGAAACAAUGCAUCUUACUGCUGGAAGGAGGCCCCUUCAGUGGUCUGGGAGAAGUCAUUCACCGAGAAAGUGUUCCCAUGCAUACAUUUGCCAAGUAUUUGUUUUCAGCUCUGCUGCCUCAUGAUCCAGACCUGUCCUAUAAAUUAGCCUUACGUGCCAUGAGGUUACCUGUUCUAGAAAACUCAGCUACUGCAGGCGACACCUCCCACCCUCACCAUAUGGUGUCUGUGGUGCCCAGCCGUUAUCCUCGCUGGUUUACGCUUGGACACUUGGAAUCACAGCAGUGUGAACUGGCCUCCACCAUGCUGACUGCUGCCAAAGGGGACACUCUGAGGCUCCGAACAAUUCUGGAAACAAUACAGAAGCACAUCCAUUCUUCCUCCCUCAUCUUCAAACUGGCCCAAGAUGCAUUCAAGAUCGCUACUCCCACAGACAGUAGUACGGACAGCACCCUGCUCAACGUGGCCCUGGAGUUGGGGUUACAGGUGAUGCGUAUGACCUUAUCGACCCUUAACUGGCGACGCCGGGAGAUGGUGCGAUGGUUGGUGACCUGUGCUACAGAAGUGGGUGUGCAGGCCCUGGUGAGCAUCUUGCAGAGCUGGUACACACUCUUCACUCCCACCGAGGCUACGAGUAUUGUAGCUGCCACAGCCGUAUCCCACACCACUAUCCUGCGCCUCAGUCUUGAUUAUCCACAGCGGGAGGAACUGGCCAGCUGUGCUCGCACACUAGCACUGCAGUGUGCUAUGAAGGAUCCGCAGAGCUGUGCCCUGUCAGCCCUUACACUCUGUGAGAAGGAUCACAUCGCCUUUGAGGCUGCCUACCAGAUUGCCAUUGAUGCUGCCGCUGGUGGCAUGACCCAUUCACAGCUGUUCACCAUCGCCCGCUACAUGGAGCUCCGUGGCUACCCGCUACGUGCCUUCAAGCUGGCCUCACUGGCCAUGAGCCAUCUUAACCUAGCCUACAACCAGGACACACAUCCAGCCAUCAAUGAUGUGCUUUGGGCCUGUGCCCUCAGCCACUCUCUGGGCAAGAAUGAGCUGGCAGCUCUCAUCCCCCUGGUGGUGAAGAGUGUGCACUGUGCCACAGUGCUUUCAGACAUCCUGCGGCGCUGCACAGUGACUGCACCUGGCCUGGCUGGCAUCCCAGGCCGCCGCAGCUCUGGAAAGCUUAUGUCCACUGACAAAGCGCCACUGCGCCAGCUACUGGAUGCCACCAUCAAUGCCUAUAUCAACACUACACACUCACGCCUGACACACAUCAGCCCCCGCCACUACGGAGAGUUCAUUGAGUUUCUGAGCAAGGCUCGGGAGACCUUCCUGCUGCCCCAGGAUGGCCACCUGCAAUUUGCCCAGUUCAUCGACAACCUCAAACAAAUUUACAAAGGCAAGAAGAAGCUGAUGCUGCUGGUGCGAGAGCGCUUCGGCUGA
This is a messenger RNA of Cynocephalus volans (Philippine flying lemur), 3558 nucleotides long. RefSeq names its product zinc finger SWIM-type containing 5 (gene ZSWIM5). Gene Ontology annotation, cellular component: Cul2-RING ubiquitin ligase complex. The record is from RefSeq and is a predicted model, not a curated record. Bases 1 to 3558 code for a protein of 1185 amino acids. NCBI's taxonomy places the organism in Eukaryota, Metazoa, Chordata, Mammalia, Dermoptera, Cynocephalidae. Gene Ontology annotation, molecular function: zinc ion binding. The transcript is spliced from 14 exons.